Messenger RNA from Mesorhabditis spiculigera, 564 nucleotides. NCBI's taxonomy places the organism in Eukaryota, Metazoa, Nematoda, Chromadorea, Rhabditida, Rhabditidae. The record is from the annotation of a GenBank genome assembly.
AUGGACUUGGACCGGCUGAAUGAGCACCACCGGGGCUCGUCAUCGCCCACGUUGCUCGACUCUCUCUUUGAUGGGCAGCAGCUGGCCAAUAAUAGCAUCGUUGGCGUGUUGGUGCUCUGCUGUAUCGUGGCUGCGGCUCUGAUGCUUCUCUGUGCAGGUUUUCUAAUGUACAGGCUCUGUAGUCGAACCCUCGAUGGCGUUCGAAGAAAGAUGACGAUGGAUUUUACAAAAGCUUUUCCUAACGUGGUCGCCCAUCCAAAACGAGUCUACGAAAUCCAGGCCGAAGAGGGGGUGUAUAGCAGUUCCAACGAUAUGCCAAGUGAGGAGGACCAGCCGAAAGAGGGCUCACUACGAAGGCAGGGCAGCGGAGCCUCAAGCAGAUCGGGUGAAUCAAGUAUUUCCAUCGGCUCCGUUCAAUCCCCAACUCGAAGCGAAGAACUCGAACCUACCCGAGACGAGCUCCCGACCAAUUUCCGGAAAAAGGAGCGAAAGAUUCAUAAAGACUCGGUUUGCGCAAUGGUCUUCAAGGCAGCACAUCCUAAAAAACCGCUGCCACAUCUCGUC